AUGACGAGCGAGACAGCGGUUCAGGACGAUCUGGCCUCACGGGCUGAGACUUCCGACGACCUGCUGAAGAACGGCUUCGGCGGGAAGCCGGACCCGUGGCACAGCCGGCUGCGGGCCUUCUUCCGACGUCGCGGCAAGUGCUUCUUUGCAUUACUGGCCGCGCUCGUGUUCCUGCUAUGCUUCGUGAUCGUAGCCGUUAUUGGAAACGAUACUCUCUACAGCUCGCAGGAGCGUGCGGUCCGCAAGGCGCUGGUUCGCCUCAAAUUCGAAAACUACAACACCGUCGAGGGAGUCACCGACGAGGACCCUGCCUACAUUGUAUGUAGAGCGCUGGGCGCCUCCACUACCCUGUUGAACCCGGAGAAGGAUGCGGAGAUAUAUGUACAGUACAAUGAUUUUAACCGGCAGUACAACCGCAGCCAUGCGUCGGUCAUGGAGAAGGUCCGCCGCUUCGGCGUCUUCCACGCCAAUGUGCGCCGGAUCGACGCAUUCAACAGCAUGAAAGAUCGCACGUUUGAAAUGGGCGUAAACAAGUUCGCAGACAUGACUACGGACGAGUUUAUGGCGCUGCAGGGCGCCCGUGUAAGCACACCAAAGUUUGACCGCAGCGCCGUCGCCUUGGUGUUAGACGGGACAAUCGAAACCGUCGACAUCGACCUCCGUAGAGACGGGCGCAUGACGGCGGUAAAGGAUCAAGGCACGUGCGGCUCGUGCUGGGCUUUCGCCGCCCUGGCAGUGGUCGAGGCGUACUUCAAGGAACAGCGAUCGCUCAUCCUCGACCUCAGCGAGCAGCAGCUGGUGGACUGCGUGGAGGAGUGCCACGGUUGCAAUGGCGGCGAUUCGUAUCAAGCAUACCAGUAUAUCACGUCCCGAGGCGUCUACACCAGGGCGGCGUACCCCUACAACGCCCAGGAAGGCCAGUGCAUGAGCCCGCCGGGGGAGCCCCGCUAUAGGCUACAAGAGUUCAGGAUUGCCGAGUCCCCCGACCUCGUCCAUCUGUUGAAGAUGCACGGGCCGCUGACAGUUUACGCGGCGGUGACGCCGAUGUGGCAGUUCUACAAGUCUGGGAUCCUGAACUACUGCGGCGACACCGUGAACCACGCCGUGACACUUGCCGGCGCAGGUCAAAUCGACCAAGAGGCAUUCUGGCUCAUCAAAAACUCUUGGGGAACCAGUUGGGGCGAGGAAGGCUACGUGAGAGUGGCCCGUGGCAGCAGCUCACUCAAGGACGAGUGUGGAAUGUCGCACGUUGCCCUGUUCGCCGUUUCGUGA
This is a messenger RNA of Babesia ovata, 1272 nucleotides long. Its product is annotated as papain family cysteine protease-containing protein. Gene Ontology annotation, cellular component: lysosome. The transcript has a single exon. The record is from RefSeq and is a predicted model, not a curated record. Gene Ontology annotation, molecular function: cysteine-type endopeptidase activity. NCBI's taxonomy places the organism in Eukaryota, Apicomplexa, Aconoidasida, Piroplasmida, Babesiidae. The coding region runs from base 1 to 1272 and encodes 423 amino acids.